Molecule: messenger RNA, 1044 nt
Organism: Closterium sp. Naga37s-1
Lineage: Eukaryota; Viridiplantae; Streptophyta; Zygnematophyceae; Desmidiales; Closteriaceae
Source: the annotation of a GenBank genome assembly
AUGUCUUCGCGUCUUCGCCUGUCUUCAUAUCCCUCAUCCCCCUGUCUUCGCAUCCCUCCCCCCCUGUCUUCGCAUCUCACCUCCCCCUGUCUUCGCAUCUCGCCUUCCCCUGUCUUUGCUUCUCGCCUCCCCCUGUCAUGGCAUCUCGCCUCCCCAUGUCAUAGCAUCUCACCUCCCCCUGUCAUGGCAUCUCGCCUCCUCCUGUCUUCGCAUCUUGCCUCCCCCUGUCUUCGCAUCUCGUCUCCACCUGUCUUCACAUCUCGCCUCCCUCUAUCUUUGCAUCUCACCUCCCCCUGUCUUCGCAUCUCGCCUCCCCCUGCCUUCGCAGCUCCUCCGUGUUUCGUAGCCUGUUGGCCAGCACCUUGCCGCUGCUCCCAUUUUCUUCUCCCUGCCUCUCUAUUUCUCUUCUCCCUGUCUGUCUCCUCUUUUUUCCUUGUCUCUCUCCUUUUCUUCUCCAAGCCUCCCUCCUUCUCUACUCCCUGCCUCUCUCCUUCUCUACUCCCUGCCUCUCUCCUUUUCUUCUCCCUGCCUCUCUUGUUCGCUUCUCCCUGCCUUCCUCUUUCUGUCCAACUCCGCCUUUGCAGCACCUCCUUCCCCCCUCUCACAGCACAUCCCUUUCCCCUCUCACAUCACCUCCCUCCUCCCUCCCACAGCAUCUCCUCUCCCCUUCUCGUGACACUUCCCUUCCACCGUCUGACCUCACCUCCCUUCCCCUUUCCCUCUCUUUCCGCCAUCUACCGCCAUUCCGCAUCCGCCAUCUUCCGCCAUUCGGUCUCUCAAAUCUACCGUCAUUACGCCUUGCAUUCCGCCAUCUACCGCCGUUCCGCCUUGCAUUCCGCCAUCUACCGCCGUUUCGCCUUGCAUUCCGGCACCUUCCGCCAUUCCGCCUCUCGUUCCGCCAUGUACCGCCACUCCGGCUCUCUCUCCGCUAUCUACUAUGAUUCCGCAUCUAGUUCUGCCAUCUACCGCCAUUUCGCCUCUCAUUCCGCCAAAACUGCCAAUCCGCCAUGCUCGUACCUAAGGCAUUAUCACGCAAACUCGUGA